Messenger RNA from Larimichthys crocea (large yellow croaker), 2344 nucleotides. RefSeq lists its product as hypothetical. Gene Ontology annotation, molecular function: zinc ion binding. The transcript has 12 exons. Lineage: Eukaryota; Metazoa; Chordata; Actinopteri; Sciaenidae. Bases 225 to 2231 code for a protein of 668 amino acids. The record is from RefSeq and is a predicted model, not a curated record.
AACCUCCACACACCAAAGACUCGUUUGGUUGUGUCACGGACUCGAUUGUUACCGAGGAAUUCAGACCCCUUUGGGCGCACUUUAAUUUACGAAAAACUAGUGCGCCGCUGUUACACACAUUGCAGCCUGUGUAGCACGUAGCAGAUUUUAAGACACAGUUUUGUGUUGUCACGUCACGGAAUAAACACAUUUGCGGAUCCUUAAGUGUAACCGAGGUGUUAACAAUGCUGGAGGACGGUGAGGAACAGAAGACGAGCGAAUCAGAGCCUGGGAUUCAGACACAUCAGCUGUGUCGCUUCUUCUCUCAAGGCAGACACUGCAACUUUGGGAAGAAAUGCAGAUUCCUACACGUACGAGAUGAUGCUGCUGCAGCUCAUGAGAAGAAAACCACCAGGACACCCAGCCAAUCAGAGGUACCUGGAGGAAAUGUGGGUCACAGGCCUCCUCCCACUAGCAGCUCCAGGUUAGCCCCGGCACCUGGCCGCCGGCCCUGUCGCUACUUUGUCUCAGGCCACUGCACCAUGGAAGACAGAUGUCGCUUCUGGCAUCCGCCACAGUUACUCCCGGUAGAUGACCAGCCUAUUCCUGGCAAUCACACAAGACCUAUGCAAAAGAUGCCACCAGUACCUCGUCCUAGCAUCCUCCAGGAGGUGAAGCUGUGUGACCUGACAGAGGAUGUCGCCAAGCAGCUACGAGACACUGAGAUCAGGCAGCUGAAGAAGCGUUUUCCCAAAGGCCAGUUGAUCGUUCAGGAACGAAGUGAUGGCAAAGUUACUUAUUACAGGGCGACUGUAGGGUCCACCGAUCCAGACUGGCCUUUUGAUCUGAAAGACAUUGCCAUCAUGGUGAGCUUCCCAGACAGUUACCCCCAGGAGAUUUUCACAUUGGAUAUACCAUUGGACCAGGAUCUGCCACCAGUAAUGGCAAGACACGUACAAGAAGAAUCACUGGCGUGGCUUCAAGCCAAACAUGCAACUAAUCAGCUCCUGGGAAAGGUAGAGCUGCUCUUCCGGCCUUUUCUUCGCUGGCUAGAUCGUAGUUUGGAAAGACUGUUCACUGAAGGAGCCAGACAGUUGAAAAAAGACAUUGACUUGGAAAAGGCUGGAUUGCAGUUCAUAUCAUACCAGGAGCUCCAGGCAACAGUGUGUGAAAAAUCUGCCGACGACCAUUCAUCUUCCACUGAUGCUGCUGCUUCAGAUGCAAAUGAGGAUGUCAGGGAUGAAGGAAAACUGGAAAAGACUGAAAGUGAGAGGACAAUGGAGGGAAGGAAGUUAAUGCAGCAGGAUAGUCCAGAUUGUAAUGAAGGGCAGCAGCAGCAACAGGAAGAGGUGGAGGAAGCCAAUCAUCUGGUGGAGAACAUAAAGAUCAAUGAUCCCCGCAGAGGCACAGAGAUAAAGCUGCUGGGACUGAGGCUGGGUGAGAACACAGCUACCGUAGUGGCACAACAAAUCACAGUUUGUCUUCAGUGUAACAGGUGUAAGGUAACAGCAGACCUAACACUGAAUGGAAGGACACCCUGCACAGCUCAGUGUGAAAAGUGCAAUGCAAGCAUCAGUGCUGCAUUCAGGCCCUGCAUGCUGCACCAUUACAGUGAUGUCCUGGGAUACCUGGACCUUCAUAAUGCUACACCUGCUGACCUUGUGCUUAAGGAGUGUGACCUCACUGUAGGGUGCCUCAGCUGCUCCCAGGAUGGCCCUGUGCAGAACUUUUCCUAUGGUCAAACAAAGGAGUUUAAUUGUGAACACUGCCACAGCAAACUCAGUAUUCUGGCAGAGAGCACAAGAUUCCAGUAUAUUCAGCCACGCACCAACAAAACAGGUCCAAGUGCCAAUGCCGUUCAUUAUAAGACGAUAAAAGAUCCCGCUGUGCAAAAGGGGAAACCACUGCCAGAAAAAGGAACAUGCAAGCAUUACAAACAGAGCCAUCGUUGGCUUAGGUUUCCCUGCUGUGGUCGGGCUUACCCCUGUGAUGUUUGCCACGAUGAGGACCAGGACCACCCCAUGGAACUGGCCACCCGGAUGAUCUGUGGCUACUGUGCCAAAGAACAGCCAUAUGGCAAUGGAAAACCCUGCAACAGUUGUGGAAACAUGAUGACAAGAGGUGCACGCACCAGCCACUGGGAGGGAGGACUGGGAUGCAGAAACAAAAUAAAAAUGAACAGAAAUGAUCGACAAAAAUAUGUCAACACCAAUAAGACGGUUUCAAGGAAAGCAGCUAGUGAAAAAAAGUAGUUGGGGAAAUAGAAGAAGAGGAGCAUCAUCGCCUUCACCUUAAUUUGUGAAAAAAAAAGCAUGAUUUCAAUGAAAUUGUCUAUUUUCUCCAAUAAAUCAUGUUGUUAUGAUCA